GCGUGGGAACGGGACUUGAGAAUGUAGUACACAAACUUGCGGCAUGUGCCAUAGGCAUAAAUAUACAUCUCAAAUAUCCAUUUCCCACACUUCACCAGCAACCUUGCAUAGCGAUACAAUCACAUCAUUCCUUCAGAGAAAGCGAUCGAGAAACAACGGAUUUGAAAAUAAUCGAGAAAAUGUCUGAGAGAACAUGCAACGAACUGAGUCCUGCUGCCUUAGCGCGAAGGGCAAACAAACCUUUAAUGGAGAAAAAACGCAGAGAACGCAUCAACUCGUGUCUGUCUGAACUGAAACACCUGGUCCUUACUGCAAUGAAGAAAGAUACCUCUUAUCACUCAAAGCUUGAGAAGGCUGAUAUUUUAGAGAUGACAGUCAAACAUCUUAGAAACCUCCAAAGAAACCAAAUAUCAGCUGCAAUGACUGUUGACCCCAGCGUCCAGGGAAAGUAUGCUGCAGGAUUUCAAGAAUGUUCCCAGGAAGUUGUCCGUUACUUAAACACAGUGGAUGGCGUCGAUAAUGGGCUCAAGAGGCGUAUGAUUGGACAAUUGGCCAACCGUGCCCCACAUCAAGUCGCUCCAACACAACCCAUUCAGGUCCAGAUUCCCUCAGCUACUCAACUGAAUACGUCAUACACUCCUACACCUACAUUGAACACAGCGUACAGUCAACAGACCUCAAUGCCCGUAUUCCCAGGCACACAGUCAGUGCUGCUAACACCACCUGGACUUAGUGACUCUGUUCUCAUUCCUGGACAAUUACCUAAUGGAGAUGUAGCAUAUUUCUUACAAAGUUCACCUAAAGGACAAUCACCAACAGCACCUAAUGUCACCACAAUGGUGGUACCAAAUCAACAACAAACAUUGGUCAAGCAGGAAAUUAUACCCUCACCCCCUCCCUCCGUGGCACCCACUGCUCUACCCCACAGCCAAACACACGUCGCAUCACCAUCACAGGUUGGACCAAUGAAAAACUCUGUAGCUGAGAAACGGGCCGAACGUGUAUGGAGACCUUGGUAAAGAUUGUACAGAUAUAUGAAUUCUACUGUCGUGCAAUACUUAGAGCUUUAUAACAAUACAUGUAUAUUCAAGACAUUCAACAUUCAACAUACACAGUGACAUUGGCUUCUAUCCAGUCACUUAAUCGUUUUUGUGACUUAAUAGAUUCAUUGUUCUUGUAUGUAGAUGUCCCUAUGUGAUUACUGCUGAAGUAUCUUCAUAUUGUAGACUAUAAAACAUUGCAUUUUAACAGGACAUAAUACAGUGUAAUAUAUGUCUCAUGGUUUAAUUACCAAACUAAUUGAAUUAAUUGAACAUUUUUUACACAUGGAAAUUGAGAUCAAAAUAAUUCAGUGGAUUAACUGCUAAACAUGAUACAAUGUUAAUAUCAACUGCUACAAUGUUUCAAAUUACUGCUGUAAUUUUUUUAAGUUUCAAAACAUUACUAUGAUGUUAUUUCAUGUUUAAAAUUACUUAGUACAAUAAUGUUGUAUUGCUGUUUUUAAUAACUGCUGAAAUGUUACUGAGAAUAUCUGCUGUUUUUACCAAAAAGUAUUUUUGAUAAAAUGAAAAAGUUAAUCAUCAGGAUUUUGAAAUAGUUUUCAUAAGUGCAUUUAUUAUGUGUUGAAUUGAAUCAUUAACUUGUUACAUAUUAUCGUUCUUUGUCAAGUUUUAGAGUUAUUGCCACUAGUUUUAAAGAGUUAAAAUGCAUUAGUAAGAGUAAUGUUCACUGUAUAUAGAUAUAAACAAACAUGUAUGUAAAUAAGAGUUAUUUAUUUUUCUACUGUUGCAAUAAAACAUAUAAAUCUAA
Messenger RNA from Owenia fusiformis, 1809 nucleotides. The record is from the annotation of a GenBank genome assembly. NCBI's taxonomy places the organism in Eukaryota, Metazoa, Annelida, Polychaeta, Sabellida, Oweniidae.